Fusarium tjaetaba is the source of this 741-nucleotide messenger RNA. Its product is annotated as MED7-member of RNA polymerase II transcriptional regulation mediator complex. Gene Ontology annotation, cellular component: mediator complex; core mediator complex. The transcript has 2 exons. Lineage: Eukaryota; Fungi; Ascomycota; Sordariomycetes; Hypocreales; Nectriaceae. The record is from RefSeq and is a predicted model, not a curated record. The coding region runs from base 1 to 741 and encodes 246 amino acids. Gene Ontology annotation, molecular function: transcription coregulator activity. Gene Ontology annotation, biological process: regulation of transcription by RNA polymerase II.
AUGGCCGAACAACAGCAAGAGGGCCAUUCGCUCUCAUCCAUGUUCCCUAAUCCGCCUCCCUUUUGGCAGGACUUUACAACAGACAAGAUUUCUCGAAUUCAAGAACUAAGGACUUCAUACAUCGCGGAACAUGGUGGCGAUCCUUUGACAGUCCGCGUGCCUGGUAUUCCCGAAGAUCUCGUCAAUCUGCAACCUCCAGCCGAGCCAGCUGAUGGACGCUGGCGUGUAUUUGGCGAUCAGUACAUGCUGGACGACAAGCUUCCAACUCUCGAAGAUCAAGGGAUUACCAAUCUUCCCUCAUCAUCACAGCCGGAGUCCAAGGAUGCUAAGCGCUUUGAUCGCGCCUUUGAGCUCAAACGGCUAGCUAAAUCGCUUCUGUUAAAUUUUCUCGAGCUCUCUGGAACGUUAUCGCAUAACCCAUCGCAUGCCGAAGCAAAAGUGCAGGACUUGCGCACACUCUUCAUCAACUUUCAUCACAUCCUCAACGAGUACCGGCCACAUCAAGCACGCGAAUCAGUCAUUGCGCUGAUGCAAGAGCACCUAGACCGCACGCGAGCUGAGACCAUGGCCAUACGGAUACAGGUGGACAAGGCACGCCGCGUACUCGAUGGCCUGGGCAGCUUAAGCGUACCCGAUGUGCCCAAGGCUUUAGGACAGAACACCGAGGGGGAUGAUCUGGAGUCGUUGGCGAAACAAAGAGAAGCAGACGUGUGGGCUGCCACAGAUGCCUUAUUUACUUGA